This is a messenger RNA of Centrocercus urophasianus (Greater sage-grouse), 666 nucleotides long. It is a transcript of the gene GRXCR2, whose product is annotated as glutaredoxin and cysteine rich domain containing 2. Bases 1 to 666 code for a protein of 221 amino acids. Gene Ontology annotation, biological process: sensory perception of sound. Gene Ontology annotation, cellular component: stereocilium shaft; microvillus; stereocilium base. Lineage: Eukaryota; Metazoa; Chordata; Aves; Galliformes; Phasianidae. The transcript is spliced from 3 exons. The record is from RefSeq and is a predicted model, not a curated record.
AUGGAGGAGCUCCAGCAGAACCCCGGGCAGCGGCCCCGCAAAGUGCGCUUCCGAAUCUCGUCGGCGUGCAGCGGCCGCGUGCUGAAGCAGGUCUACGAGGACGGGCAGGCGUUGGAGCCGCCGGCCGUGGAGCAAUCCCGGCGGCUGCGGCACAGCUUUGAGCCCGGGGUGCCGCCCGACGGCCCCGCGCCGGGACCCCCGCAGAGCAGCGGCUGCGGGGGGGAUGGGAGCGGCCCCGGCUGCCUCCCCGCCGGCAGCGGGCUCUAUGGGGCUUCCCCAGUUAUCGACUUUGGUCAGAUCAUCAUCUACACCAACAACCUGAAAAUCAUCCGUGCGCCAAUGGACCAGAGAGAGCUCAUGAGAAGGAUCAUCCAGACAGAGGGGGUGAGCGACUGGGCCUUUGUGUACAGGGAGAGGAGAGAAAGAAUUGGUGCUGGGCAUAAAAAGGAUGUGGAAAAGAAGGCUGUCUGCAGCCAGUACGUGCAGGAAAGAGGUGCUGAGCGCACCUGCUCCCAGUGUAAAGGAUCAGGCUGUGCUCCUUGCUCGCUGUGCCAUGGCAGCAAGUUUUCAAUGCUGGCAAACAGAUUCAAGGAGUCCUACAGGGCUCUGCGCUGCCCAGCCUGCAACGAGAGUGGUGUGCAGCCCUGCCAGGUCUGCGCUGCGUGA